AUGACAAUUCAUGUUUUCAUUCAAGUUUUAUUAAACUUUUGUUUAUUUUUUAGUUAUUUGAUCUACGAAAGUGGAAUAAAUGGUAAUACUUAAAGAACAAAAUUGCUGAACAAGGCUUUAUUUAAAAAGAUAUAUUUAUUACACUAAAUAAAUGGACGAAAAGUUGUCAUCUAAAACAUAUUUUGUAUGUAUAUUAUCAAUGUUAGAUAAUGACCAGCUGUUAUUAUACUAAUGAGAUGAAACCUUGACUGUAUAUAGCAUCUUCAUUGAAUGCGUAGGUUCCUGUUUGAAAAAAUAUAUAAGUAUUACAAUUUUUACAAUAAAACUUAGUAAUGUGUGAGAUAUUGCAGUCUGUGAAAGACCAAUUGAAUGAAUUAGAGAAUGAAUUCAUUUCAAAAAAAGAUGAAGAUUAUAUUGCCGUUGAUGAUAAUUUGGAUUGUGCUCUGUUGAAUAUGCCAGUUGAGAUCAUAUUGAAUAUAUGCUCAUUUCUAGAUCCACAUUUCUUAAGAAAUACACUUAGCAAAGUAUGCAAGAGAUUUGAUGAUAUUUUAGCAGAUGAACACUUAUGGAAAACCUGGAUUCAUACCAAAGUGAAGGGAGCGUUUCCUCCUCUCCCUCAUCUAAAAUUAUGGGAGGAGGUAGAAGUGGACUGGGAGGAAAUAUGUGUAGAGAUGGAUAUUGAAAGAAAAAAAUGGAGUAAUGUUAAUGAGACAAUGAAACAUGUAGUAGUAAGAGAUGUGCAUUUUGCAUCUGUUGAUACUGUUCUUCUAGUUAAUAAAGGAGAAGUGUGUGUGUCUGGUGGCAGGGACCGGGGUAUGGCCCUGUGGAAUAUCCAGGAUAUCAAGUCUGGAGAUAUUGUCAUUCCAGAUGUGGAAUGUUCCACCACAGUAACUGACACUAAACCUCGCCACAUAAGAUAUGAUGCCCACUCGGGCUGGGUGUGGGACCUGGCUCCGGACAAUAUGGAUGCAGCCAAAAAAAUUUUCUCAGCUUCUUGGGACAAUACUGUCAAAGCAUGGGAUCUGGAGACUGGCUUUGAGUGCAUUGAAACUUUUCAAUGCGGUAUGUCGGCCUUAUCAGUUGUAGCAGAAGAUAACAUGGUGAUGGCUGGGCUGUAUUCUAAAAAAGUGUUAUCCUUUGAUCUCCGCGUGGGAUCCUCACCGAUCAGUUCUUACAAACCUCACAGAGGACCAGUCUUAGACUUGCAUUGUUAUAAGAACAUGGUAGCAUCUGUCAGUGAAGAUAAAACACUUGCUGUGUGGGAUAAAAUAGCUGGAAAACUUAUAGCAAAUGAUGUAAAAAUACCAACAGAGAAAGCAUACCCUGUUUGCAUCAGUUGGUGUCCAACUGCUUUGUAUAUUGGUGAUUCAAAGGGAUGCAUACAUUUGAUAAAUCCUGAAGACAAUCUUUAUCUAAAGACACAUGAGGUAUGGCCGGAACCUCCAAUUAUAAUGCCUUCCAGUAAAAUCACUAGCUGUUGCCAAAGUCAGGGAACAAUGGUUCUUUGUUCAGACAGAGGAGAAAUAAAGUUUUUGUACAAUUGUUAUCCGCCACAAGAGUACGCCUCGAUCAAGACAAGCACAAGUGACGUUACCCAGAUGCGAUAUCUCAACAACGUGUUGGUGGUAGGGACUUGCGACUCAGCCCUAGAGUUUUGGAUUCCAAGCGACAGAUAUUACCGGCCGCCAUUGUAGGGUGUCCAAUUCUAAGCUUACGUUAGAGGGAAUUCUUCAUCACAGCAAUUGCUAUUUAACGCCUAAUAUUUUUUGUAAGUUUUCAUAAUGCUUUGUAGAAAUUUCUCAUAUCCUACUAAUAUGUGAAAGGUUGUAUGUUUGUAUGUUUGUUUGUUUGUUACUCUUAUACGCAAAAUCUACUGGACUGAUUGUUAUGAAAGUAAAAGGUACCCACGGGAGCGAAGCCCCGGUGCGCUGCUGUUGGAUAUAAAAUAACUGCACGAAUUUAAGUUUUAUCUGUAUUUAUUCGGCUACUAAUUGCUGUAUUUUAAAUUGCAUUUCUAUGAAAAAAAUAAAAUAAAUUUCGCACAAAAAUAUUUACUGUAAAUGCUUUUACUGUGAUAUAAUUGUAGGAAAAUGAAUACGCAUUGUUGCUAUUGUCUGCAAGCUAGCUUAAAAAUAUGUAAUAUGCUUUACUGGUUUUUCAUAGCGGCAAAUAUAAGCACUCAUACAAUCUACGCAAUGUUCAUGCAUUCGGUCAUCAGUAAGAAUCACAAAAUGCCAUAAUGCAAAAACGCAUAAAAAUUUACAUAACGCAAUAACUCUGAAAUUAAAUGCCGACAUCUUUUUUAAAAUGGGACGUAUCCUCAAUAAUAUUUUGUAACAGCUGCUGUGUUAGUAUAUUAUUGAUAUCUAAAGAUACAUGUAUUAAAAAACGAGAAUACAAUAGUGAACAAAUCAGUAAUUUCUAGAAAAUGUGACUUCCAUACCACUACUACCUCUUGCUAUAUGGCGGAUGUCACGUAGUAGUAAAGGUUAUCAUGGAAGGAUUCGAACUUAAUAAUCCCAUGAUGACUUAUUUAUAUCACCGAAAGUGAUGAUGAUUUUUUUGUAAUCAUUAGUACAAUUUGUUUUAUUAAAAUCAGAUUAAAUUUUAUAUGUAGGAAUUGUUUGUUGAUAUGAUUGAAUAUUCAAAUGAGUUGGAAUUCGCACCAGUAUUCUAAACACGGGUGUAUUGAGUUGAGUGCUAUGUCCACACCGAACCUAGAAAGGUAUUCAACGUCUAGGAUGCUAAAAAGGGUCAAAAAGUAGUUAAUAUUCUUUAGUUUGCUCGGUGCGGAACUGCGGACAUAGCUAUACUGUUACAAAAUACAUAUGUAAAUACAAAGUCAUAAGACAUGGUACCUCGCGUAGAUUCUUUGGGUGUUCAAGAUGCUAUUAACACUUCUAAAAAGGGUGCUAGUAAGGUUUUUGUAUUAGUUAUAAUGGACGGGACUGAUGAUUAAUUUUUGGAAGUGUGAUAAAAUAUUUAAAGGAUCUAUAGAGGGUGCCAUAUGUCGUAUGUACAUAAUUAUUAAUUAUUUUGUAGAAUCCUCCGACUGAUUGAUAGUUUGUACCUUGUCUUCAUGUGAAUACAGUAUUUUAAUAAUUUAAUCAUUCCUGUGCAUAGAUGUAUUAAAAUAGUUCUAGAUACAGCAUUCGACGACAUUAGUACGGAGCAUAGUAUCACGAAAACUCUCCCCACUCACUGCGUACCCUUUCCCGCCUGCCGCCUCACUCACCCACAUAAUGUUGCCAGAGCCCUAUAAUUUACCCCAAAAAGUAAAUAUUUUUUGGAAUAAAAAAGUAUGAAAUUAUAUCGCAACUACAUACAUACAAACAUACAUCAAUAUCAUCAUGAAGAUAACAAUUAACAAAAUAACGAUAUCAAGAAUUUUAAAAAAUGGAGAAUUUUUUGCCAUUAUGCAAAAUGGACGUUUGACUUACUUGAACAAUUGGAGUGCGUAAAUUUAAAUCGAAUUUAAAAUAAAUCUAAGUAGUUAAGUGGUAGUUACAUGUGUAAUGCAAAGUGAUCUGGUGUUUUAUUUUGAUACGGAACACACAGGACGGCAUGGAAUUUUUGUUUUGGCCGUUGACCGACAUAUCAACCAAGCGCGCGGCGGCCAUGAACUAGGGGAGACGGAUCAUUUAAGGUGAUAUAAGGGAAGUUGGAACUAUGACGCAUAUAGGCGCGAUUGGAUAAUCUAGAACUAUUUACUACAUCUAUGUUCCUGUGACACAUUUUUUAUCCAUGUUUGUUGUGUCUGAUAUAAGGAAAUGUUUAUGUGAAAGAAAUAUGAUAUGAAAAUAUAUCAUAAAAUGAUAUAAUGUUAUAACAGCGACUUCGCUUAUAACAGACCCGUACCCGACUUUACAAGAGCCUUUUAACUAAGUGUGGAUUUUAUCUAUUUUCUAACGCCUGUACUAUAGUAGGUAUGUCAUAAAUAGGGUACAGGUAGAAUUCUAGAGUCGACGAUAAUGUGAUAAAUUACCAUUGUGCUCUAUAAUACAAAUAGGUACAAUCGAUAAAAAUAAAUGUUUUCUACGAACCAAUGAUUGUUGACUGUACUCACAGCUAACAUUUAGGUACUACCUAUAAUAAUGUACUGACUAAAUACAUUCUUUACUUAUUGCAUAAUAAAAAUUAUCUUUAAUAAAUUACUAGCUUACUCAUGUAUGUUUAGUGUUAAUAAAAAAAGUCCCUAAUUUUUCUUAAUUCUUAUACUUAUAUAAAUAGAUAACUUUGUCUGUUUAAUACAUUUUUGUAUGGAAAUAUUUUACAAAUAAAAUUACUCACAGAAA
Messenger RNA from Plodia interpunctella (Indianmeal moth), 4295 nucleotides. Its product is annotated as F-box/WD repeat-containing protein 9-like. The record is from RefSeq and is a predicted model, not a curated record. Lineage: Eukaryota; Metazoa; Arthropoda; Insecta; Lepidoptera; Pyralidae. The transcript is spliced from 7 exons. Gene Ontology annotation, molecular function: protein binding. Bases 333 to 1694 code for a protein of 453 amino acids.